Molecule: messenger RNA, 2318 nt
Organism: Propithecus coquereli (Coquerel's sifaka)
Lineage: Eukaryota; Metazoa; Chordata; Mammalia; Primates; Indriidae
Product: stress-70 protein, mitochondrial-like
Biological process (GO): protein refolding; cellular response to unfolded protein
Cellular component (GO): mitochondrion; cytoplasm
Molecular function (GO): heat shock protein binding; misfolded protein binding; ATP-dependent protein folding chaperone
Source: RefSeq, a predicted model, not a curated record
GAAGCGCAGCCACCAGCGCGCCGUACAGCACUCUGCUGCCCGAGUGCUUGUUUGCUGCUUCGUACUCCUUCCGUAUAGCCGCCAUGAUAAGCGCUAGUCGAACCGCGGCAGCUCGUCUCCUGGGCGCCGCAGCUUCCCGGGGCCCCACGGCCGCCCGCCACCAGGAUGGCUGGAAUGGCCUUAGUCAUGAGGCUUUUAGAAUUGUUUCCAGGCGGGAUUAUGCAUCAGAAGCAAUCAAAGGAGCAGUUGUUGGUAUUGAUUUGGGUACUACCAACUCCUGUGUGGCAGUUAUGGAAGGUAAACAAGCAAAGGUGCUGGAGAAUGCUGAAGGUGCAAGAACCACCCCUUCAGUUGUGGCCUUUACAUCAGAUGGUGAGCGACUUGUUGGCAUGCCCGCCAAGCGACAGGCUGUCACCAAUCCAAACAAUACAUUCUAUGCUACCGAGCGCCUCAUUGGCCGGCGAUAUGAUGACCCUAAAGUACAGAAAGACAUUAAAAAUGUUCCCUUUAAAAUUGUCCGCGCCUCCAAUGGUGAUGCCUGGGUUGAGGCUCAUGGAAAACUCUAUUCUCCAAGUCAGAUUGGAGCAUUUGUAUUGAUGAAGAUGAAAGAGACUGCAGAAAAUUACUUGGGGCACACAGCAAAAAAUGCUGUGAUUACAGUACCAGCUUACUUCAAUGACUUCCAGAGACAGACCACUAAGGAUGCUGGCCAGAUAUCUGGACUGAAUGUGCUUCGAGUGAUUAAUGAACCCACAGCCGCUGCUCUGGCUUAUGGUCUAGACAAAUCAGAAGACAAAAUCAUUGCUGUAUAUGAUUUAGGUGGUAGGACUUUUGAUAUUUCUAUCCUGGAAAUUCAGAAAGGAGUAUUUGAGGUGAAAUCUAUGAAUGGAGACACUUUUUUAGGUGGUGAAGACUUUGACCAGGCCUUGCUACGACACAUAGUGAAAGAAUUCAAGAGAGAGACGGGUGAUUUGACCAAAGACAACAUGGCGCUUCAAAGGGUGCGGGAAGCUACUGAGAAGGCUAAACGUGAACUCUUCUCAUCUGUGCAGACCGACAUCAACUUGCCAUAUCUUACGAUGGAUGCUUCUGGACCCAAGCAUUUGAACAUGAAGUUGACUCGUGCUCAAUUUGAGGGGAUCGUCACUGAUCUAAUCAGAAGGACUGUUGCUCCAUGCCAAAAAGCUAUGCAAGAUGCAGAAGUCAGCAAGAGUGACAUAGGAGAAGUAAUUCUUGUUGGUGGCAUGACUAGGAUGCCUAAGGUUCAGCAGACUGUGCAGGAUCUCUUUGGCCGAGCCCCAAGUAAAGCUGUCAAUCCUGAUGAGGCUGUGGCGAUUGGAGCUGCCAUUCAGGGAGGUGUGUUGGCUGGUGAUGUCACAGAUGUGCUGCUCCUGGACGUCACUCCCCUAUCUCUGGGUAUUGAGACUCUGGGAGGUGUCUUUACCAAGCUUAUUAACAGGAACACCAGUAUUCCAACCAAGAAGAGCCAGGUGUUUUCUACAGCUGCUGAUGAACAGACUCAAGUGGAGAUUAAAGUAUGUCAGGGUGAGAAAGAAAUGGCUGGAGACAACAAACUUCUUGGACAGUUUACUUUGAUUGGAAUUCCCCCAGCCCCUCGUGGAGUCCCGCAGAUUGAAGUUACAUUUGAUAUUGAUGCCAAUGGGAUCGUACAUGUUUCUGCUAAAGAUAAGGGCACAGGACGUGAGCAGCAGAUUGUAAUCCAGUCUUCUGGUGGGUUAAGCAAAGAUGAUAUUGAAAAUAUGGUUAAAAAUGCAGAGAAGUAUGUUGAGGAAGAUCGACGAAAGAAGGAACAAGUUGAAGCAGUUAAUAUGGCUGAAGGAAUCAUUCAUGACACAGAAACCAAGAUGGAAGAAUUCAAGGACCAAUUGCCUGCCGAUGAGUGCAACAAGCUAAAAGAAGAGAUUUCCAAAAUGAGGGAGAUCCUGGCUAGAAAAGACAGCGAAACAGGAGAAAACAUCCGGCAGGCAGCAUUCUCCCUUCAGCAGGCAUCACUGAAGCUCUUCGAAAUGGCAUACAAAAAGAUGGCAUCUGAGCGAGAAGGCUCUGGAAGUUCUGGCACUGGGGAACAAAAGGAAGAUCAAAAGGAGGAGAAACAGUAGUAAAUUUUGGAGCCAAAAGGACAACAUGAAGCUUGGGAGUGAAGGGACUUCCUGAGCAGAAAUGGGCAAACUUCAGUCUUCUUACUGUGUUUUUGCAGUAUUCUAUAUAUAAUUUCCUUAAUUUGUAAAUUUAGUGACUGUUAGCUAAUGAUCAUUUAAUGGGCAAUAAUUCCAACAGUACAAAGUUCACAGUGUUCU